AGUUAGAAAAGCAUUUAUUCCCACCAAAUAAAUACAUUAUGAUGCACCUUCUUCCUUCAUGAAUGACGAUCAUGGCGUCCACUACAAAACUGAACAUGAAGCUCCUCGUUGACACAAAGCGCGAGAAAGUUCUCUUCGCUGAAGCAUCCAAAGAAGUGGUAGACUUCCUCUUCCACUUUCUUCAGCUGCCACUGGCCACCGUAGUGAAGCUCCUAACCACCAAAGGAGCGGUUGGUUGCAUAGGGAAUCUAUAUCAGAGCGUCGAAACCCUAAACGACAGUUAUUACUUACAACCAAAUCAACCUAAACAUUUUCUCUUGAACCCUAAGAUUCCUCUCUCUUCACCUCUCACCUCUGCUCUUCUCCCUCCAAAUGGCGGCGGCGGUGAAGGUCAAUCGGAGUCUAUCCCGUUGAAGCUGUACAGAUGCGGAAGUUGCAGCAGUUAUACGGUUACAGAUUUGUAUAACUCUAAAUGCAGCACGUGUGGGUUUGGUUAUAUGACUAGAGAAGUCAAAUACAUAAGCAAGAAUGAUCAAGUCAAAGAUUCUUCUUUUAACAGCAACAGUAAUGGAUUUGUGAAGGAGGUUGUGACUUACACGGUGACGGAUGAUUUGGUGAUUGAGCCAAUGUCAACCAUAUCUUGCAUCACCAUGCUUAAUCAGUUCAGUGUUAAGGAUGUUGGUGUCUUGAAGGAGAAGGUUGUUGAAUUGGGGAUGCCAGAGGGUGUGAAGCUACUGAGGGCUUCGCUACAGUCAGAAAUGGUUUUAACCAAUGUUUUUCUCAAGAAUUCUGAAAACACCAGCUUUCAUCUAAUAUGACUAUGAUUAAUGUCUUGAUUUAGGAUAUGCGCACUCUUAAUCUUAAUGUAAGUAGUUUUUAUGAAUAACCAGAGCUUGUUAAUUUUUUUUAACAACCUUUGUAUUUUAAUUGUAUACCAUAAAUAUCAUGAUAUCUGUA
Arachis duranensis is the source of this 957-nucleotide messenger RNA. RefSeq lists its product as uncharacterized. NCBI's taxonomy places the organism in Eukaryota, Viridiplantae, Streptophyta, Magnoliopsida, Fabales, Fabaceae. The transcript has 2 exons. The record is from RefSeq and is a predicted model, not a curated record. Bases 63 to 818 code for a protein of 251 amino acids.